AUGACCUCUAAUUUAAAAUUAAAUUUACGAAAUAAUAAUGAUUCAAUACUAAUUCAAGCUUCCGAAAUUGGAUUCAUGAAAAACGAAGCAUCAAUAGCUUUUCGUAAUAGUAAUAUUCUUCUCAUUACAGUUCUACCUGGUUUUACUCAAUGUAAUAAUGAGAAUGUUUUAGCAUUAUUAGAACUUUAUGGUCAAUCACCAAAAGAAAAUUUAUUUUGUACAAUAUUUAAUAUUUGUAAUUCAACAGAGAGACAAGAUCCAAAUGUAAAAGGAUGGUUUGUUACUCGAGAUAAUGUUUCAUUUACUCCUGAUUUAUUAAAUUUUGAUGAAAGAAUUCCAAAUCUAAUUCCCUAUCUUGAUUAUAAAAAUUUAUUGAAUACAUCGAUUAAUCCCUCCACAAUGGUUAUAUUUGAAUCUUUCUUGCACAUAUCGAAAAAUGAACAAAUCAAUUGGAAUGUUAUUGAAGGUUGGGAAUGGAGAGAUGAACAUUGUUUAGAUUUAUUAUAUGAAAAAUUCAAUAAUGCUACAGAUUUCGAUUAUGCUUAUCGUUAUUUUACUAAUCAUUGUUAUCAAGAUAUUCAACAUUUGAAAAAUUUAAUUGAACUACUACUUUGUUCAGUAGGAAACUGUCCUGAAGUUGUUCUUAUGGAUAUCGAUUUAACUUAUCUUACGUAUGAAUUUAAUUGGUUUGGAAUAUGA
This is a messenger RNA of Rotaria socialis, 699 nucleotides long. The record is from the annotation of a GenBank genome assembly. Lineage: Eukaryota; Metazoa; Rotifera; Eurotatoria; Philodinida; Philodinidae.